Hypomesus transpacificus is the source of this 882-nucleotide messenger RNA. It is a transcript of the gene psmb3, whose product is annotated as proteasome 20S subunit beta 3. Gene Ontology annotation, cellular component: proteasome core complex; proteasome core complex, beta-subunit complex. Gene Ontology annotation, biological process: proteasome-mediated ubiquitin-dependent protein catabolic process. The coding region runs from base 142 to 759 and encodes 205 amino acids. NCBI's taxonomy places the organism in Eukaryota, Metazoa, Chordata, Actinopteri, Osmeriformes, Osmeridae. The transcript is spliced from 6 exons. The record is from RefSeq and is a predicted model, not a curated record.
GCCGCGUCUGAGACAGCAAGGUUGACUGAUUUCUGUAGCCUCAAAUCGUGUAGUCACUGUGGGAUUGCUAUCGGCAGUAAUUCAAAACAACGAUAAACUAGAUAAUUCAAAGGAUUGGGAGGACACAUUAACGUUUUCAGAAUGUCUAUUAUGUCUUAUAACGGAGGCGCCGUCAUGGCGAUGCGAGGGAAGCAGUGCGUGGCGGUGGCAGCGGACAGGAGAUUUGGUGUGCAAGCUCAGAUGGUCACCACAGACUUUCAGAAGAUCUUCCCUAUGGGAGACAGACUCUACAUCGGUCUGGCAGGUCUGGCCACUGAUGUACAGACAGUAUCCCAAAGGCUGAAGUUCAGACUGAACCUGUAUGAGCUGAAGGAGGGUCGUCAGAUCAAGCCCAAGACCUUCAUGUCCAUGGUCUCCAACCUGCUUUACGAGAAGAGGUUUGGCCCAUACUACAUCGAGCCUGUGAUUGCGGGUCUGGACCCAAAGACCUUUGAGCCAUUCAUCUGCUCCCUCGACCUGAUUGGCUGCCCCAUGGUGACGGAGGACUUUGUUGUGAGCGGCACAUGCUCAGAGCAGAUGUAUGGCAUGUGUGAGUCUCUAUGGGAACCAGAUAUGGAGCCUGAUGACCUGUUUGAGACCAUCUCCCAGGCCAUGCUGAAUGCUGUGGACCGAGACGCAGUGUCGGGCAUGGGAGUCGUAGUUCAUGUCAUUGAGAAAGACAAGAUCACAACACGCACCCUGAAAGCCAGAAUGGACUAGAACUCUCUCUGCUGCUUCAUCCACUGUUCUCUACCAACACAUUUUUUGUAUAAAUAACUGAAACUUGUACUGUUCCUUUUCUUAUUGAGACGAUUAUUCAAUAAAUGAGUACGUGUUACAAUA